Messenger RNA from Brassica rapa (field mustard), 3188 nucleotides. RefSeq names its product receptor-like cytosolic serine/threonine-protein kinase RBK2. Lineage: Eukaryota; Viridiplantae; Streptophyta; Magnoliopsida; Brassicales; Brassicaceae. Gene Ontology annotation, biological process: protein phosphorylation. The record is from RefSeq and is a predicted model, not a curated record. Gene Ontology annotation, molecular function: protein kinase activity; ATP binding.
AAGUUCGGUAAAAUUAUAGCACUGGUGUCAUCUUCAUAAUUUUUGAAAAGUAAAAUCUAGUAGAAAUGUAAAACUCAUGGUUAGCACAACAAAGGCCGACCAUAACAUGGAUUCAGACCUAAUACUGUGCAUGUUUAAGUAAUUUAGACUAUUCAAAAAUACUAAACAACAAAGAUAUUUACAUGCUCAAGCCACGCUUUUGCUAAUUGACCUUCUAAAAAGAAAAUUAAUAUAUAGUUAAAGUUAAUAAUCGCGCAUGUAAACUCUUUAUCACCCUAACAUACUAAAAUACAAUUUGCACGUGACAAUAAUCGGCUAAAAGUAAAACCCAAACUUUAUUAUUAUGCCUAGCAAAAUGUAACUCGUUUUGUCCCUAAGAUAUUCUUAGCAGUGGAAGCCACUCCACUAUAUGAAACUUUACUUUUGUAAACGAUUGAUCUAAGUAAAUCGUUUUCCCCUUAAAAACCACCACUUAAUCAAUUAAUAAACAAUCAAACAAUUUUCAAAGAUAUCUAGAGAAGGCUGAAGUAAAUGAACAUGUAUCUCAGAGUUAAGAAGCUUAUCUGCUCACCUAUUCCUUUCCCACCACAAGAUUCAUGUUCCAGUAACCUAAACAAGUAGCAUACAAUAUUAAACGAUGUGUAGCUUUUAGAAGAAAUAUGUAAAAGGUCCUUCGCUAUAAGAAGUAGCAUUCCAUUAAAAAAAAUUAGCAUUUCACUAAAAGGAUUCAAAUGAGAGCAAAAAAAAAAAAAAAGAUACCCCUCGGAAGUCGAACCAAGUCUUCUGAAAAAAAUAUCAUUGCUGUAUAAGAAGUUAAGAACUAAGAAGCCACUAAUCAGUGCUUCCUAAUCAUGUGUGGCUUUUCCUCAUCUCUGUCGUUUCUCCCUUCUCCUUACAUUGCAUUCCUUCAAAGCUUGAACGUCGUUGGAACGAAUCACAAACAACAAAAGGUUACCAACACUAUCCGGAGCCUUAGGCCCAUAAAAGAAGCUUUGAUACAAAUAAGUGGUCAACAUGUAGUUAAGUCAAAGCUUAUAAUGUUACAACAGUAUUUGUGUCUUUCUCUAAUGACUUCAGGUCCACUAACCUUUGUCGGGUUGUCCGGAAACGGACUGUGUCCCAUGGCGUUAACCCAGCAACGUGGGAGCUGUCACAUCCACAUAAACAAUGGUUUCCUUCUGAAUGUAUCGGAAAAUGGUAGUAAAUUUUUUCACUUUCAUAUUGACUUUAAUUAGAAAGUUGAGAUUGGACAAUACAUUAGUCUGUUACUCUAAAUUUAGGUUUUAAAAUAUUGAUCAAAUUAUUGAGAAUAUUCUCUGGGAAUUUUCUAUUUAGAAAAUAAUUUUUUUUUAUUUCAUCUAAAAUUAAGAAAGAAGAGGCGGAUUUUCAGUUAUAACAAAAGAGAAGAUGAGGUGUAAUAAAAGAGAACCAAUGAUCAUGUCUUCCGUUACUUCCUCUCUUCUCUUUCCUUAAUCUCAUUUUCUGUCUCCAAUUCCAUGGAAGGCGUUCGAGACUCCUCAGAAACUCUAGCUUCCACGACAACGUCUUCUCCGUCUCCCUCCGACGAUGUAAACGUUGAGAAUCGUGGAAAACAAUCAACUCCUCUCUCAACAAGAAGAUCUCGAGCUGGCUUCUCUGAUUCUUUCUCUUCUCAUGAUGAAGAACAAAUAGCAACCUUCUGCGCUAACAAAUCAGAAUCAGACGAUGAUUUACUAAGCAACAUAGAAUCUGAAACACUAUCAUCUUCCGUGUUGAGCACGUCAGACACAUCAUCAUCAGAAGCUAAUCAUCAUCCCCACCAUCGCCGUCAUCAUCAUUCGCAUGUAGGUCCUACCAACGGACACUGGAGAGGUUUCCACCGUUUACUCAAGAAAGGAUCAUCAGCGAUGCCAUUCAAUACAUUCUCACAUCUCAAAGGAGUCCCUAAACUAACCAGACGCAAGAGCAAACGCAUAAAAGACAACAUGGUCCCUGUUCUACCUGCUGCUGCUCUUGACACUGAUGACUUGUUCCUUUUCAAACCUUCCUGGAAAAAUUAUUCCCUCCAAGAUAUUCAAACCGCUACAAAUGGCUAUAGCCCUGAGAAUCUGAUCGGAGAAGGAGGAUAUGCGGAGGUAUACAAAGGAGAGAUGGCAGAUGGGCAAAUAGUAGCCGUAAAGAAACUGACUAGAGGUUCUGCUGAAGAGAUGACGAUGGAUUAUUUGUCAGAACUAGGGAUCAUAGUUCAUGUAGAUCAUCCAAACAUUGCUAAGCUUAUUGGAUAUUGUGUUGAAGGAGGGAUGCAUCUUGUUCUUGAGCUAUCUCCUAAUGGAAGCCUCGCUUCUUUGCUAUACGAGGCAAAAGAUAAACUGAGUUGGAGCAUAAGAUACAAAGUGGCGAUGGGAACAGCUGAGGGACUGUACUAUCUCCAUGAAGGUUGUCAAAGAAGGAUCAUUCAUAAAGACAUCAAAGCUUCUAACAUCCUUCUCACUGAGAACUUUGAGGCUCAGAUAUCUGAUUUUGGGCUAGCGAAAUGGCUACCAGACCAAUGGACUCACCAUACUGUAUCCAAAGUGGAAGGAACAUUCGGUUACCUUCCGCCAGAGUUCUUCAUGCACGGAAUUGUAGACGAGAAAACAGAUGUAUAUGCUUUCGGUGUACUGCUUCUUGAGCUCAUUACUGGUAAACAAGCCAUCGACAGCUCACAACAUAGCGUUGUCAUGUGGGCCAAGCCAAUGAUCAAAGAGAACAAGAUCAAAGAACUUGUUGAUCCGAUUUUGGGAGAUGACUAUGACCUAGAAGAGUUGGACCGUCUUGUCUCCAUAGCGUCCUUGUGUAUACAUCAAACCUCCAUGAACCGGCCUCACAUGAGCCAGGUUGUGGAGAUUCUGAAGGGAGACAAGUGCAGCUUAGAUAAGCUAAAAGAAGGAGAAAACUCAAAACUGCAGAGGACAUACUCAGAAGAACUAUUGGAUAACGAAGAAUACAACUCAACAAAAUAUUUGAACGACAUUAAUCGACACAUGGAGACUGUUCUCGGAACAUCUAACGACUCUUGAAACAUCUUACUUGUUAAGUUACAAAGAGAAUGAUUUCACUUAUUGCAUAUGGUAUUUGAUGAUGUUGUGUUCUUCCUUAUUUGACUAAUUGUUUGUUAAAUGUUAUUCUAUUUGUUCUAUAUGUUUAUUACUAAAAUAUAUAAUCUCAAA